CGAGGACGUGCCUGAGGUUUAUCCAGGCACUGGGUAGAGGAUGGAGGACUUUUUUAGGCGAGCAGCCAAGGGACCUGUAGGGGAGGGUUCUUCCAAGAGGAAGGAAGGUGGAACAGAUCCGGCCGCCGCCCCAACUGGGAAGAGGCAUCACCAGCAGAAGGUCACUGACGUCUACGGUGGCGAGUGGGUUGCUAGCCACAAGAAGACAUUCCUUCGCUGGCUCUAUUCCAGCGGGGUCCCCUUCAAUGCCUUCCACAACCAGGCUUGGAAGGCAUACCAGCAGGUCCUUCUUGAGCAGUUUGGCAGUUCCCCGCGCGCUGUGCUCCCCAGCCACAGCGAGAUUGCAAGUAUGCAGGCGGUGGAGACCCACCGUGAGGAGCUGGCGGAGGAGUUGCAGGAGGUGAGGCAGCAAUUCUGGAUCACUGGUGCCACCCUCCUCCCCGACGGGAGGAAAUCACGAGAUGGGAGACAGAUCGUGAAUUUCCUUGCUGCCGGCUCACGAGGGGUCGUCGUCUACACGACGAUCAAUCGCGAGGGCGAGCCGGACGAUGCAGUGCACGUCCUUCGGAGAUGGGUGACCAUCUUCCACGAGUUCAGUUUCGGCGGCCCGCAGCGGGUCAAUGCGAUAUGCACAGACUCCGCAUCGGCGUACGUGGGGGCUGCGAUGGCAUUGGCCUCGCCGGGCAUCCCUCUUGCAAUCAGGAGGAUCACUUGGCUUCCGUGUUCCGUCCAUGUCUGCAACAAAUUAUUGUCAGAUAUGGGGACGAGUUGCGACGCGUUUGUGGACGCGAUUACACGCGCUCGUGUUCUGGUGGUGUUUUUCAAAACCCACCAGGCCGCCCUUUAUUUCUUUAGGAAGCGCAGCCCCAACAAGGGGCUUGUGCUUUCUUGCGAGACGCGGUUCACGUCUGUUUAUUCUAUGUUGGAGAGACUGUUGGCCCUGCAGGACGCUCUGCAGGUGAUGAUGCGAGGGGAUGAGGGGCGGGAGUUUGCUUCUAUAUCGUGGUCCGCCGAUGUGUGCGACAUGGCGCGUUGGGUGCGCCGGCAGAUCAGAUGGGAGCCUUGGUGGCACACGAUGGCCACCAUAGUCCACAUCAUGCAGCCCGUCAUGGAGCUGCUUAGGCGGAUGGAUCGUGGGGGGCAGUACAUGUCCCUCAUGAUCGAGUGGACACAGAAUCUUGUCCGCCGUGUCACUAAUGCAUGCGCUCCUUUGGGGAGGGUUUUCGCUGACCGCAUCAUCAGGCGUGUGCAGGCUCGCACACAGCACAUGCUGGAGCCUGCUCACUGCGCGGGGUUCUUACUGAACCCCCACAGGCGAUAUGUUGAGUACUUUUCGGGCGAGGUGAGGGAUUACCCUCGUUGGCUUGUAAGGCAAGCCAAGAGGUACAUUUUGACGCAGACGGGUUACGAGGAGGAUGGUGUGGAGUACAUCAUUGCAUGUCGGCAGUUUGAGGACUUCCACAUGCAGCACGACACAUUUGGGGAUUGGGGAGGGGGGGAGGGGCGUGCUAGUGGGCGUGCUUGCAGCAGCGACAGGGAGACGAUUGAGUGCGGGUCCUGGUGGUCUCAGUACGGGUCUGGCACACCUGAGUUGCAGCGCUGCGCUCUUCGUGUGAUGCACAUGUGGUCUUGCGCCUCUCCAGCGGAGAGGAACUGGGCAGUCCACGAGGGUAUUCACACGAAGAAGCGCAACCAGUUGGCCUUUGAGAAGGUCGUUCAGCUCGUUGAGAUUACCGCGAAUGUGCGGUGGUCGGAGUAUCGGAGGGCUGGGUGUGGUUAUGUGCUGCCAUGGCAGCGGGACGAGGGCAUGCUAGACUGCCAGGCCGGACUGGAGUUGGAGCCAGUGCGCACGGGCACGCGCAGGGGGAUGACGCCGGAGGAGAUUGCCCGUCAGGUUGCGCUUAUCACCCGGGAUCCCAUCGGGGCCUCCGCACCACCCGCCGCUGAGGACGUAUUAGGUAGACGUGCUUCCAUUUUCCGUCCUUACCCCAGGGAGGAUGAUUCCGACGAGGAGCCGGUACCCGAGGCAGCGGACCACCCCGCGCUCCGCAUUCCCCAUGAGAUCGACGAGAUGCACCUGGACCUCGAGGAGGACACCAGGGCGCAUACUGCACGACGGGCGGCUGACAGGGCAGAGAGGGAGAUGAUGGGGGGAGAGAAGGAGUUGUGGGGACCGUUCGGGGAGGUCGCUUCGACGGGCGGCACAGGAGUGCAGGCGACGAGUCCCACUCCGACGAGGCAGGAGUCGUCCAUACCGCCACCUUCUACUCCGAGUCCUGCACUGCCAUCGCCCGUCGUGCCAUAUGAGCCGACCAUGGCAGCAGAGGACACGGAGGAGUUGGCGUCCUUUUUGCCUCAACGCGGACUACUCCAUAGAGGCGGGGCAGUCCGACAGCUGAGGUUACGAUCACCUUCUCCGGGGGUCUUGCAGGAGGAGGGGGGACCGUCGGCAGCAGCAGUGGAGGGGGAGAUGGCAGUGGAGGGGGGAUUGGCGGACACGACGAUUGCAGGUGUGGUGGACCGGAUAGCUGUAGUAGCAGCGGUUUCAUUGCUAGAGGAGAUGGCAGCUUCAGUGUUGGCGGAGGAGGCACCAGCGCUAGGGGGAGCAGAUGCAGUGGAGAGGCAGGCAGGAGCAGCUGGAGGAGCAGUGGGAGGAGCAGCUGGAGGAGCAGCUGGUGGAGCAGCUCCAUUGGAUGGGCUUGUGGCUGCAGCAGCAGGAGCAGCGAGACGAGGGUCAGAUGCAGUGGGGGGGGGAAUGCCAGGAGCAGUGGAGGAGGAGAUAGGGGCACAGGCGGAGGUGUCGCGUGGGGGCGGCGGCGAGCGCCUCAUGCACCAGUUCCUCACGGAGCAGUACGAUCCGGUCAUGGCGGGUAUAACCCCAGGUGUGGCGAGGGGCUUGGGGAUGUCGGAUUCACAGAUGGGGAGCCGCCUGGACUUAGAUUUGUCGAUGGGCCUUCCACCUAGUUGCGGCAGGGCGACAUCGACGGAUCGCGCUCCAUCGAGGGACGACGCGGCUGGAGAGAGCCUCACGCAGCCCCAGAGAGUGACGACGACUGCGUUUCCGGAUGCGGCACGCGACAUCCUAGAGAUGACCACAGCGAGGGAGGUGGCAGCGUCAGGUUGUGAGCCUCAGCGAGGUCGCGACAGAGGAGUGUCCGCCGAUAGCUUGGAGUACGCUCUGAUGGCAGCGACGCAUGCCGUACAUGAGCAGACUCCACGCAAGCGCGGAGUGCCUCCUCGUCCACGCCCCGUGCCCACAGAGGGAGGAGAUGCACUUGGAGAGACUUCGGGAGCAGAGGGGUUGAGGAUGCCUCGUGGAUCGCGCCGUGAGCAGACGGUUACAGAGGCUAGUGCGAGGGUUGUUGUGUUGAGGGAGGUAGGCGCCCCUGUCACCAUCGAGGAGGAUGAUCCUGAGACAGAUGUGGCAGUGCGGGAGGGGGACGAGGACUAUGAGGGCGAGGAGGAGGGAGAGGAGGAGAGCGAGAGAGGUUCCGAUGGUGACUACGACCACGACGAGCACGAGCCCCCACCUCCCCCACCGAAAGGUACAGCCAGACGGCGCGCUGCGCAAACUUCUUCAUCAUCACGAGGGAGGAGUUCGACAUCUGACACGCGAGGGGGUAUGAGGAGACAGAGCGGGAAGGGGAAGAAGCGUCGUUGACUGAUGAGGCCAACACUCAUUUUUCCCCUGCUCGCACUGAGGUUCGUCAUGUUGUGCGGUCCUAGUUUUUUUGGUC
This is a messenger RNA of Chara braunii, 3737 nucleotides long. Lineage: Eukaryota; Viridiplantae; Streptophyta; Charophyceae; Charales; Characeae. The record is from the annotation of a GenBank genome assembly.